Myripristis murdjan (pinecone soldierfish) is the source of this 620-nucleotide messenger RNA. RefSeq names its product MORN repeat containing 2 (gene morn2). The transcript has 5 exons. The coding region runs from base 116 to 520 and encodes 134 amino acids. Lineage: Eukaryota; Metazoa; Chordata; Actinopteri; Holocentriformes; Holocentridae. The record is from RefSeq and is a predicted model, not a curated record.
UUACGUCAAAGAAAUUGGACGGUGUGACGUUAACUUAUGCUACACUUCAGCUCAUUCUGUCAGAGCUGACAGCCAUCUGCUAGCUGGGAGAAACUGUGAGAAACACCUUUCAAGAAUGUCUGAGGAAGAACAGUCGGUGGUGUCCUACAUUUUCCUAAAUGGAGACAAAUAUGAGGGGGAAAGGAGCUGGUCUGCGUCAGGGGUGCUGAUGAGGAGCGGCACUGGUAAACAGAUUUCCGCCAAUGGCAUCAUAUACACCGGAGAGUGGCAUGAGGACAAAAUGAAUGGCAGAGGGACCCUGCAGUACCCCUCUGGAGCAGUAUAUGAAGGAGACUUCAAAGACAACAUGUACCACGGCAUGGGGACAUACAUCUUCCCUGAUGGCUCCAAGUACACAGGCAACUUCUGCAAUAACAGGUUGGAAGGACAAGGGACGUUCACAGAUGCACAGGGCCUGGUUUGGACUGGAAGUUUCCACGGCAAAGCAGCACCAAAUCUCAGACUGAAUCACAACAUUUAGAGCAUUACAACACACACUUUACUGUACUGUAAUGUGUAAAACACUCUAUGAUAUAUGGUACAUUUAAAUUACGCUGUAUUAGACAGAAGUAAUCAUCUGA